CACCGUUCCGACGUCACAAUUACACAUUAAAAAUAGUUUAAUUUGGCACAAAUAUCUCUGUUAUUUCGGCUGGUGUUCGCUUUAGUGUCCGAGAUUAGCGCGUCGAAGCCACAACAACAAACCGUCCGAAUCCAACUUUCGAUUUUUGAAAUUUUUUAAAAAAAAUCCGAAUUUUUUUUUCGAAAAAAUUAUUACGGGAAGUUCGGUGAAAACCGGGAUUUCUUUGAAGAAAUUGUGUCGAUAAGUGUAAAAAGGAUUUGAAUAAUUUUCACGAACUUUCGAUUUUUGAAAAAAUUUUCACAUUUUAUUUCCGAAAUUUUUUUUUUCGAAAAAUUGUUGCGCGAACUUAAAAUUGUGAUUUUUUCUGGAGGAAAGUGCAGGAAUAUUGUAUAAAGGAUUUGACUAAGUUACAUGAUCACCGUCGAAAAUAAUCCCCACCCGCCAUAAAAUAAGUGUUUCUCACCUUUAGUAUUUCGAUUGAUUGGCAACGCCCCCAAAAUGCCUUACUAUUCUGAACUGGGAAUCUACACGCCGAGCAGUACGUACACAGCGCCUCUGUUCAAAGGACCUUACUCCAAUCACUCCUCUAUAAUCGCAUCGAACAUACUUCCCUUCUCCAAACAACUCCACCGUACCAACUUCAGAGGCUACAAACCUCAUCUCACCACCAUCAGCGAGGCUAAUAUCGCGCCUUUGAGGAGAAUCAGUUCGCCUAAAGUCAUCUAUCACAGUUCUCCGAAAGUUAGAGUUCAAAGACCGAUAAAGAUCAACACAGCUGACAUAGAUGUCUCAGUGAACAAGUACCGGAACUACAAGGAACCAGAAAAAAAGUCUCCAAGCCCGAAAAAAGAAAUAGUAAGUGAAGAGAAAGAAGCUAAACCUAAUACUAACAUCAAACGUGAUAGGGCUACCAUCAGGCUCCAAACAAUCCAUAAAGAUGCUUUAGAGAAAGAAAUAGGAGCUAUAAGAAGCUGGAGGGAUAACUUUAAACCUGAGGAACUGGUUACUGAAGCUAAAGUUAAAAGAAAAUCGCCAGGUGAAAUCUUAAAAGAAAAAUUCUUAAUCAGAAGCAAAAGCAAAGAUAAUAUCUCAAAUCUAACCCCACCAAAACUAAACAGAAGAAACUCCGUAAGGAAGAGCCCUAGUUUCAAAGAUAUUUGCGAUGAAAUCACUUCAAACGAGGUAACAGACGAUUUGAAUCCUGGACAACCCAUUAAUAUCAGAAGACGACAAAGCAGGCAACUGUCCCAUGACGAUUUAAUCAAUGAAAUCAAAAGAAGUUCCUCAACUCUAAGUGUUGAAGAAGUGGAGUUACUUGACGCACUUCUCCAGGCAGAAAAUGAAGUGGGACUGUAUAAUUCUCCUCCGGUGAUUGAAGAGAAAGUUAAAGGUGUCAAGAAGAAGAAAGUGACCAGAAAAAAGACUGAUGACCUUAUUAAAAAGACUGAAAAAGAAGAAAGUGGUACAGAGGAAGAUAUAUCAGUUAAAUCCCGAUCGAUAGCUAGUAGACAAUCUUUGAAAAAAUCAUCGAGUGAAAUAAGCAUUCCUGAGACAUCAAACAAACCAGUUUCAAGAUUGAGAAAGGACAGUUCUUUGCAAAAUAUGAUUAAAGACAUAUCGCAGGUCGAAAUAGAGAUGAUACCGGUCAAACAAAAACCGGUUAUAACUGGUUCUGUAGGAGACAUCGAGGAGAAGACCACCAACAACUUGAAACUGGUUGUCGAGGACUACGAGAUACAGGAAAGUCCCAAACGUGCCAAAAAAGAGAAGAAAUUUAGAUUUAACGUAACUGUCCAGGAGUUUCCGGUUAAAAAGAAGAUUACUGUGCCUAAAUGUAACUUAAAAGACAGUGACUUUGGUGUUGUUCAAUUAUCUACUCCUAAAACACCUGUAGUUACAAGUAUUUUAAAGAAAAAAGAAGAUAAACAGGUUGGUAAUGUCGCUGGCGACGGUAAAAUCUUUAAGAAAAAAGAACCUCCUCCUGUAGAUGAUACUGAAAUGAAACAAAAAUUACUGAAAAGCUUGUCAGAGGUGCAAGUUAGAACCAAGGAGGACAAUACUGUACAGAAAUCGGGUAGCAACGAAAACAUGUGCAGUACUUUUACGGUUUUAGUUAAUAAAUCAAAGAGUGAUAACAGUGUUGCUGAUGGUAGCAGCAGAACAAGCAGCGGAAAGUUAAAAAUAGUGUCGAUAGAAAAAAAUCUAGACCAAAAAGACCCUUCUCCUAAAACUAAAACGGAAUCUCUUUUAAAAAGUGCUAAAAGUGAUUUAAAAGAAAACACCUUUCUAUCUAAAUCUGAUCUAGGUCCCAAGAGGAAUGUUUCAGCUUUAGCUCAAAGGUUUAAGAAAAACACCACCGAAGAUUCACCACCAAAACAAUCUAGUUUGAAAAGUAAAAAAUUAGAAGAGCAAAAAGAAAUAAAAAAGGACGAUGUAGUUAAGAAGGAUGAAAAUGAGAAUGUUGUUAGUAAUGAAGAACCUGAAAAUAUCUGGAAUAGUCGAGAUAAUGAACCUUAUGAACCACCGAAACUGACUAAACUAAAUCUGGGCUUGAAGGAUCCAAGAGAAAUCAUUGAGGAACUUCAGGAGAACCAGCCAGAAACUCCAGAAGAACGUCAGAUGAGAAUCAUGUCCAAACGUUCCUUAAUAGAAAAAGCCAACAAAUCUGAUCCAGACUUGAAAGUUUUUGAACCACCAACCCCUCCACCACCCGAACCAGAAAAAGAACCUUCCCCAGAACCUUCCUUUGUUCCCCUAAAGUCAAACAGACUGUCCCAGUGGAUGCAUCCGUUUAAAAAACCCGAUCAAAACGAGGAUGGUUCUUUGGAACUGUACGCGAAGCCUAAGUUUAUUCGCGCGCGUCAUAUACCGCGUCGCUGGCAACAGCAAAACGUCGAAAGUAAUAGUGAGGGUAGUACGACCAGUGAUGAUGACGAUGACAGUUCUAGUGAUGGUAGUGAUGAGGAUGAUGACGAUGUUGAUGAAGAAGACGGCGAAGAAGAGGAAGAGGGAGAUGUUGGAGGUGAAAGUAAAGUGGGAGCUAGUACGUCGAGUAAUGAUUCUGGAUUUGAUUCGGGAAGAGCGAAAAAUAAGGAAUGUGACGUGAACUGUCACAAGAAAUGCGAAAAAUUGAUGGCAAAUUUGUGCGGCAUCAACCAAAAGUUGGUUGUAGAGGCCAUAGAAAAAGUCAGGAAAGGUUCCAUUGAUAGUCGUGACUCUCCAGGCAGUACCCUUAAUCCAGCUCUGAAUCCAGCCUUUGCACUGGAUUACAAUGAUCUUCCCGAAGAAGUGUCCCAGUCCAGUACUUACCAGAGCUUCCAGAGGAGUGGGAGGAUCACCCCACCAGCCACAACGAUUCCAAGGUUCAGGAAAUACUGCGUGGACGAUUUCAACUUUUUGAAAGUACUUGGAAAGGGAAGUUUUGGAAAAGUAUUACUUGCCGAAUUGAAAGGCACCGAAUACUACUAUGCUGUGAAAUGCUUGAAGAAAGACGUAGUACUUGAAGAUGAUGAUGUUGAAUGCACCCUGAUAGAAAGAAAAGUACUAGCUUUGGGUACCAAACAUCCUUAUUUAUGUCAUCUAUUGUGCACAUUUCAAACAGAGUCUCAUCUGUUCUUCGUUAUGGAGUACCUCAACGGUGGCGACUUGAUGUUCCACAUCCAAGCUGAAAGACGAUUUUCUGAAGCAAGAGCAAGGUUCUACGGUGCUGAAAUCGUUUCAGGUUUGAAGUUCUUACACAACAAAGGAAUUGUUUACAGGGACUUGAAAUUGGACAAUAUAUUGUUGGACUUCGACGGGCACGUCAGGAUCGCCGAUUUCGGCAUGUGCAAACUCCAGAUUUUCCUCGAUAGAAUGGCGGAUACGUUCUGUGGUACUCCGGAUUAUAUGGCCCCAGAGAUUAUUAAGGGUCAGCAUUACAACCAGUGCGUUGAUUGGUGGUCAUUUGGUGUUCUGCUCUACGAGAUGUUGCUGGGUCAGUCUCCUUUCAGCGGUUGCGACGAAGACGAGCUCUUUUGGUCCAUAUGCAACGAGAAGCCAGUGAUUCCUAGGUUCCUGAGUGCUGAUGCCAACUCUGUUCUAACACAGUUUUUGGAAAAAGAUGCAAAUAAGAGACUUGGGAACCGAUUUUCGCCUCACGGCGAUAUACAGGAUCAUCCGUUCUUCCAACCAAUAGACUGGCCAGCGCUAGAAGCUAGAAAAUUGGAACCCCCCUUCAGGCCAAACCUGCAACACCCCUUAGACACACAAUACUUCGACAAGACCUUCACUACAGAACGUGCAAAACUCACCCCAAUAGAAACCCCAAUUAUGCAGUCCAUGGACCAAGUUCAGUUCCAGGGCUUCAGUUAUACCAAUCCCAAUGCCACAGACAAAUGAAACACGUAUACGACUUUUUUUAGAGAUAUUUUGUAAAUAUUUUGUACAAAAAAAACUUAAAUUUUUGUACGAACAGGGUUGGUGUUACAAGGUAAGGUAUUUAUACAAUUUUUGUACAUACAAGGUUGGGAGUUGAUGGGUUGAUGACGGUAGAAAUGAAGGUGAUCUCAGGUAGAAAGUUUAUCUAUGUACAUAUAUGUAUACUGACUGAUGAGGUUUAAGAAAGUAUUUGAUAUUGGUAGGAAGAGGAAGAAUUUUUUUAUAUGAAGAAUAGGAUUAAAUUUGUCAUGAUUGUACUGUUUUAUUGUAAUUUUUGUAGUACUUAAUCAUUUAGAUAUGUUAAUAUUGUAUAUAUUACAAGCACAAGUAUAAUGUCACUGAAAAAUCUAAAAUGAUCUGUUUUGUACUAGUUGUUUGACAGUUUUUUGUCAGUGUAUCUUAAAACUGUACAGGGUGUCCCACUAAGAAUAGCUCUCGGCUGUAUCUCGGAAAGUAUUAGCAGUAGGGGCUGCGGAAAAAAAAUAUUUAUAACUAAAGAGGCUAUGAGACAUUGCUGGAAAUUAUUUUCAAGUUUGUAGAAUGACCGC
Molecule: messenger RNA, 4964 nt
Organism: Sitophilus oryzae (rice weevil)
Lineage: Eukaryota; Metazoa; Arthropoda; Insecta; Coleoptera; Curculionidae
Product: putative protein kinase C delta type homolog
Exons: 10
Coding region: 499-4377 (1292 amino acids)
Biological process (GO): intracellular signal transduction; peptidyl-serine phosphorylation
Molecular function (GO): ATP binding; diacylglycerol-dependent serine/threonine kinase activity
Source: RefSeq, a predicted model, not a curated record